Molecule: messenger RNA, 3457 nt
Organism: Schistocerca piceifrons (Central American locust)
Lineage: Eukaryota; Metazoa; Arthropoda; Insecta; Orthoptera; Acrididae
Product: proton channel OtopLc-like
Exons: 13
Coding region: 1-2115 (704 amino acids)
Biological process (GO): proton transmembrane transport
Cellular component (GO): membrane
Molecular function (GO): proton channel activity
Source: RefSeq, a predicted model, not a curated record
AUGAAAAAAAGCGGGUGGCCGGGCGGCGCGACGUGCGCCGUGGUGGGCGGCGUGGGCGUGCCGGAGGCGCCGCAGCUGCCGUCGCCGGCGUCGCAGAGCGCCGUGCUCGUCAGCGCGGAGAGCCUGUCCCAGUCGCAGUCGUCGCCGUCUCGUCAGCUGACGGCGCUCAACCGCAGCCUCUCGUCGGGCGCGGCCUCCCCCACCCACCAGGCGCCCGCCAUCCCCGUCAAGAACUCGUCGCCCUCCGGGUUGCCCUCGCCCACCGCGAUGAUGUCGCCGGUCCUCUACAGCACGGCGGCGCUCAAGAGGCCCUCCAGGAUCGACCAGCUGCAGGGCGAGUGGCGCCAGAUGGGCACGGACGCACUGACGACUACGCUGUCGGCGCUGUACGGCAAGCUGCUGGUCGUCAUGGGCAUCGCCUUCCCCAUGGCGGAGGUCAUCUCCACCUACAUACCGCCAUCCUUCUACGAGGGCUUUUACCUGUACCUGUACUUCGGCAGCAUGGUCUUCCUCAUCUACAUGUACGCGAUGCUGCUGCGAGAGAGGGCGUCCCAGUCCGUGGCCAGCUCCUUCAAGCGGACGCAGACGCAGAGCUCGGUGUCUGUGGACUCGGGGUCGGAGGAGAGCGGCGACACGCGCCAGCACACGGACACCGAGCUGAGCACGGCGGCCGGCAGCCAGGGCCGCGGGCGCUCCGCCACGCCGCUGCGCCAGCAGGCGACGCACCUGCCGCAGCACCACUACGGGUCCUUCUACCUGCGCAUGGGCGCCGUCGCGUUUGGCAUCGGCAGCAUGAUCUACUCGGGGCUGGAGUUCGGCCAGUACUUCGAGCUGGAGCGCAACACCAAGUGCCAUAACGUGCUGCUGGCGCUGACCCCGGCGACGCGGAUGGCCUUCAUCUUCAUCCAGAUGUACUUCAUAUUCCUCAACAACGAGCAGAUGAAGGUGUACAAGCACCGCGCCCUCGCCCGCUUCGGCCUGAUGCACAUGAUCGGCACCAACCUCUCCGUCUGGCUCAACGUGCUCAUCCAGGAGACCAAGCACGAGAUCCUCACCUUCUACAGCCCCGAGAACAAGACGCUCGGCAUCCAGCACCGCCUGCUGAAGCUGGCGGCGGUGACGUCGGGCGGCGGGGUGCUGGCGGCGGGGGCGCACCACCGUGUCGCGCGCGGCCUCAAGGGCCCGCACCACAUCUACGAGUGCCGGCGCACCAACAUCAUGGGCUCGCUGGUCCAGGACGCCUCGCCCUUCCUCUUCCCCUGCACCAUCGAGUACAGCCUCAUCUGCGCCGCCAUCCUCUACGUUAUGUGGAAGAACAUCAGCCGCCUGCAGAUCUCGUGCGGCACGGGCAGCGGCGGGGUUCGCGCGGGGCAGCCGCCGGGCGCCGGGCUGGCGCACCAGGCGUACAAGCGGCCGCCCCACCACUACUCGGUGGACUGCGCGCGCGCCCACAAGGGGCUCUUCGUCGGCAUCCUGGUGCUGGUGCUCACCAUCAUCUCGCUCAUCCUCUUCUUCGUGCUCAUCUCCAAGCCCGAGUUCGUCGGCCUCGCCGUCAUGGAGGUCAACAUCUGCGAGCUCACGCUCUACACCACCACCACCGUCGCCACGCUCGUUGGCAUGGUCCAAGUUCGCCAACUGAAGUACGACGGCUGUCGCAACCUGGAGCUGGACAACAUCCUGCUGGUGGGGGCGCAGACCGGCAUGUUCAUAUACAGCACGUUCACCAUCAUCGGUGGCCACUUCACCAUCGAGAAGAACACGGUGCUGGUGCUCAUCACGGCGCUGGCGUCGCUGGUGCAGACGACGUGCCAGACCAUGUUCGUGCUGGACGCAUCACGGCGCUCGUGCGCCACGCCGGACCAGAUCCGGCGCAAGCCGGGCCGCGAGCUGGUCACCUUCCUGCUGGUCACCAACCUCGCCAUGUGGGCCAUCAACACGCUGGAGAAGUCGCGCGCCGAGUCGCACCCCAUCCAGCUGCACUUCUACGGGCUCUGGGCGUGGACCAUCAUCACGCACGUGUCCAUGCCGCUCGCCAUCUUCUACCGCUUCCACUCGACCGUCUGCCUCUGCGAGAUCUGGAAGCGCGCCUACAAGAUGAAGCCCACCUACAUGUAACCACUCCUCCGGCGUCACUUCCUCGCGCAACAGGCUGCCGCCAUCUUCACUUCUCACGCGAGGGUGUCGCGGCGCGUGUGACGCUCCUCGGGGACCGAUUUGGUGUAGGCCUGUAUCUCGUUGGGAUGUCACUGCAGCCCCCCUAACAGUAUUGUGGGAAUACGUGUGUUCUGCUGGACAGUAUCAGCAUUCAUUGCCAGGCCCAUAACGACUAUAAGCAACUAGUCCCAGUGAAGAAUUCGGCUGCUCUCAAGCAUCUUCCAUAUGGCAAAACUAACAUCGGAGUGCAAUACUGGUACACUCACUUGGCGUACUGCUAGCCACUCCCGCUUUGGCAGCAACUGUAUCAGUAGAGAGAGAGACAGCGCAUCUUGAUUAUAAUACGGGCCUUACAGGAAUUUUCAGGCGUAACUUUUUCUCCACGUCGAGCGGUAAUGUAUAUAAACCUGGUGGAUGGAUAAUAGAUCUGCCACGGUUUUUACCUGUCUACGGGGAACGUAAAGCAACUGAGGACUUUUUUAGCUUCUCGGCAACAGCCGCAGAGGGCUACGGCCUCAUACGCUACAGCAUGAGUUUUGGACGGAUUUAUGCGACAUUUUUCUCUUACCUUACAAGCAUAUUACCUCAUAUCUGCAAGUAUUCAGUGGGAACAACAGAAAAUUAUAAUUUUUCAUACAACCAUUUUGAAAUAUUUUUCGUAGUGACUUGUAACAUCAUCUUCGUUUUAGACCGUUUUUCAUUCGGGUGCUGUUCAGAUGUAGCGAACAGUCAUCGUGGAGUACGUUAAUUAUUUUUGACAUAUUUACGUACUUUAAGGUACUAGUAUCCCCUAUCUAUGAUAUUCUAAAUGCUCAUGUGUUCAUUGAAAUGUUACCUGAAGAAGUGUCAAUGCUCACAUUUCCUCUAUGUUCUAUAUCAAUCAUACUCUGUUAGUAAGUAAGUGUUACUUUUUCUAGUACUAGGUGGAACUACAGUGGUCCGUAAAGUAUUUCGUGACAAAGCAACUAAUCGCCUCCUGAAAUGAAAAACUGUGUGAGUGAAUUGUGUGAGCAAAGGAUUGAAUGGCUCAGUGUAAGAAAGCAGAGUUUUUUUCUGCACACGCGAACUUUUGAGAAGAGCACAAAUUUUACUAUAACAACAAUUAUGAGCCCUAUAAAGCAAAACCGCGUGCCUGUUGAUUAAUGCAUGUCUGUGUGUGCGUGAAUGUUGAGAUUAGUAUCAGAGGCAGUCCUUAGUGUGAUUAAGCCUCUCGUGGCUUUCUUUGCUGCUAUUUUGAACCCUUCAGUAACUGUGACCGAACUUAGCGAAAACUAAACGUGAGAAUAACUGUCUUUUUCGUAAA